UCUGCCAUGAGGAGAAAUGGGUCACGAAGUCUUGGGCAUCUGACGCCACACAGCAGUGGAUCAUAAUCGGUCAAGCGUGACAGAACGUGACAAGGCAAGCGGUCGUUCAAUCAGUGUUAGACAGCAGGUGUUGAAUUGGUUGAUUUGAUUUGGGGAUUACCGCACGUGAGAUGCAUCUGGAGUGGAACAGCGCCUGAGGCCACAUCCAUUAUGUUGUCCUGCCAAUCAGCAAAGUGGACGAUGCUGAGAUCAGAGCCUGACUCUCAGUGCCCCAGUUUAUCGACUAACGAGUCGGAGACAGAGUCCGAGUACCAGGCAGUGGCGCUGCCCAUUUCUACGGUGAUGCCCCUUGUGGUGCCCGUCACGGGGGAGUCGUUUUGCCAAUGCCCCAACCAGACGGAGGUCAGCUGUGACCCCUCCGCUGGGGUCACCAUCCUGGCUGACUGUGCGUGUGGAGAGGAGGAUCAGACUUGUGACUGGGUGUGGGAUGACGCUUGUAAGUCGACCUCCACGUACCUGAGCUGUUCCGACCGGAAAGUGAGUUUCCACUCGGAGUACAGCUGUGGAACGGCCGCCAUCCGCGGAACCAAGGAACUCGCAGACGGACAGCACUUCUGGGAGAUCAAGAUGACGUCCCCGGUCUAUGGAACAGAUAUGAUGGUUGGUGUCGGGACAUCGGAGGUGAAUCUUGACCAGUUCAGACACAGCUUCUGCAGUCUGCUGGGCACCGAUGGUGACAGUUGGGGUCUGUCAUAUACAGGUCUCCUGCACCAUAAGGGGUCGAAGGUGAGCUUCUCACCACGGUUCGGCCAGGGUUCUAUCAUUGGGGUUCACCUGGACAACUGGCAUGGAACACUGACCUUUUAUAAGAACCGUAGAUGCAUUGGUGUGGCAGCGCGCCAGCUGCAGAACAAGCGGCUGUACCCGAUGGUCUGCUCCACGGCGGCCAAGAGCAGCAUGAAGAUGAUCCGCUCCAGCUCGGUGCCCACCUCGCUGCAGUACCUGUGCUGCGCCCGCCUGCGCCAGGUCAUGCCGCCCUCGGCCGACACCCUGAGCGUGCUGCCCCUGCCGCCGGGCCUGCGCAAGCUGCUGCACACUCAGCUGGGCUGGGUGCUCAGCCUGGACAGCGCCUGCGCGGACGACGACAGCGACGACGACACCAACCCGCUGGACGACAGCGACUACUGCUCCAGCUCGGACUCGUACGACGACGCCGGCCCCGUCUCCAAGGCGGACCUGCGCCGCCCGCUGGCCGCCGCCGACCCCGGGGCCGAGACGCAGAUCUCCAUGCUGUGCCCGUCCUGCCUGCCCUCCUACCCCGCCAUGCCCGACUACGCCGCCGCCCGAGCCGAGGCUGCCGCCGCGUCCGACAGCGACUCCGACAGCUGUGCCUCCGACCCCGAGACCUGCCAGAGAAAGCGCUGCAGGUGGACGUGAGGCCCGGUCACUUCCCCAGCACCCAGUCACACACACACACACACACACACUUUACGUAUACCUCUUAUCCUCCCUCGCAAACUCUCCUCUCAAAUGUAUGCCACAUCUCCCUCAGCCUUCUCUCCGCUCCCUGCCAUCCGUACACCAUUUGGAAGCAUAUAAGUAGCUUCUGCUUGAACAGACUGACUUUGAUUGAUUGUAGCCAUUUUCUAAAUGACACUUAAAACUUUCUCUGUGGUGUUUUGAUUAUUUUACACGUCUGCGAGAAGGAAGAUUGUGAAUGUGUGGGUAUGUGUGUGUGUUUUUAAUUAUGUGAAGGCUGAACAGGUUUCUGCAUAUUUUAUAGGGGAGUAUCAAGACAUUUUUGUUAUUGUUGAAGGUAAUAUUCACACAUGCAAGAAACUAAAGACUGAUCUCAUCAAUCAAUUAGUGGACUAAUUGGAUAGGUAGCUCAGCAGGCCUAUUCAGGUAUCACGCAGGUGUCAAUUCUUCCUUCAUUUCUGCCCUUUUUAGGAGCCAGUGUUAUCAUCAAUGUGGCAAAAUCCUGAUAGGCACAGAGUACAAUGCUGAAGUUAAUCUUAUAACACUAUGUAAUGGCCAAUACCUUAAAUGAGUAGAACAUAUAACUUAUUUGCACCUUAUAAGGCUUUAGCCAACCAGUGUCCUAUAUUUAUGGUAUGCAUCCAGCGCAAAAACUUGUUAUACCCUCCAUUAAUGUCUGCCCCUUCAACAGGCCGAGUUAAAUGGUCAAGUUAUACAUGAAAAGAGCCUCGUGCAGGGAGGAUUUUCUGACCAUUUCAUCCUUAACAGGAAAAUGUCAGAAGAUGUUAGAGGCAACAAAUGUAUUGAAGUCUUAAAUCAGUCUAUCUCUCCCCGGCACUUCUAAUCUUAGUGUCUUUUAAACCGCUGUUUAUCUUCUGAGGCCAAAUAGUUUUUUUAACCAUUGUUGGUAGGUUAGUUUUCACUCAAGUUUGUAAAGGCUUUCUGCAAAUAUCUCUUUGUCUGGACAGGCUGGUAAGUGUUUGUGUUUGAGUGGUUUAAUCUUGUUUAGGCAAACAUUUACAGAACUUUUGUACUUUGUCCUUUGCAUGUUUUUCUAAAUGAAAAUGAAGAAAAUAAACAGGUUUGAAAAGA
Molecule: messenger RNA, 2571 nt
Organism: Sardina pilchardus (European sardine)
Lineage: Eukaryota; Metazoa; Chordata; Actinopteri; Clupeiformes; Clupeidae
Gene: spsb3b
Product: splA/ryanodine receptor domain and SOCS box containing 3b
Exons: 8
Coding region: 211-1437 (408 amino acids)
Biological process (GO): proteasome-mediated ubiquitin-dependent protein catabolic process
Cellular component (GO): SCF ubiquitin ligase complex
Molecular function (GO): protein binding
Source: RefSeq, a predicted model, not a curated record